Vigna unguiculata (cowpea) is the source of this 1509-nucleotide messenger RNA. NCBI's taxonomy places the organism in Eukaryota, Viridiplantae, Streptophyta, Magnoliopsida, Fabales, Fabaceae. The record is from RefSeq and is a predicted model, not a curated record.
AUGGAAAUUAAUAGGGAAUCUGGAGUUGGAGAGCAUUCUGGUUCAGAGUUACUAAAAAAGAAGCAGUCAAUUAGAGCAAAGGAAGGAAACUUGACUUAUCUUCAAGAGUUGGUGGGGAAGAUGAAGACUAUCCAGAGGAACAGUUUUCGAAGGAAGUAUGGGAAUUUACUGAAUCUUCUAGAGAUUGAUACUCAGGUUCCAGCUGUUACUGCUUUGGUCCAAUACUAUGAUCCGCCGCUCCGGUGCUUCACCUUCAAGGAUUUUCAAUUAGUGCCGACAGUGGAGGAAUUUGGGGAUAUUCUAGAUCUACCAUUAGAAGGCAAGAUUCCUUACAAGCAUGCAACACAAAAUACAUCUGUUUCAACACUAGCAGGAAUCUUGAAGAUACACUCUGCAGAGUUAGAAAGCAAAAUGAUUACGAAGGGAACCAUCAAAGGCAUUCCUCAAGGGUUUCUAGAGGGACAUCUACGUCAAGUGGCUGAUAACUUUGUUGAUCUCUCAGCCAUCAAUGUUUUCAUAGCAUAUAAGAUCAAUGCAGAAAACCCAGUCACAACAAUUUUAGCUGAUGUUUAUGGAAAUUUGAAUAUGUGUUAUGAAUCUAAGAAGAAGAAGUUGUCAUGUUGCUUGCCAGUAUUAUAUAAAUGGUUUACUUCUCAUAUUAGUCCAAAUUACAAGCCAACAGCUAAAGGAGCGCAAGAAUGGGUGUGUUUUUUUGCUAAGUUACAUAAUGGAAUGAUCAAACGAGAGGUAUCCUGGCAGCAGAGAUCACAUAUCAUACACUGUGGGGAGUACCCAAAUGUACCUCUUAUAGGAACCAAAUAUUGUGUUAAUUAUAAUCCGAUAUUAGCACAAAGACAAUUUGGAUAUCCUAUACGGGGUGCACCAAAUCCAGAAUCUUUAGUUGUAGUGUGGAAUUGCUAUGAAGAAGGGACUUCUAAUGAUUUACUCCGGCGAAUUAGAAGUGCUUGGGGCAGUGUGGUGCGUGCAGAGAAAGACUCUAGGCCAUGGGUAGUAAAUGAGAAGACGUCUUAUCAGCAAUGGGUAAUGAAUAGGGUUAAAGUGGUGAAGCUACCGUUCAAACCAGUUGCCUUCAUGCCAGAACAACAAGAUAUGGAGAGUGAGGAAGUCAAAACCCUUAAGGAAGAAAUAGAAAAGAUGAAGCAUAAAAAUGUUAAGCUUGUUAAUGAUCUUCAGAAAGCUCACCAUGAAUAUAUAGAUCUCAAACAUGACAAUGAAGCCAGGAUCAGAACUUGUGAUGUAUUAAUAAAGAAGCAGAGAGAGGAAAGAAACCAUCACUUUAGAGUACAACAAGAUCUCGAGGCAGCUAACAAAGAGUUAGCUUUGAGAUGCAAAGAGAAGAAAGCAGUGGCAUUGUCUGAACGUGAGAAAAUUGCAUUAUGUGAAGAAUUGGCGAGAGAUAAAAGGGAGGCAAUAAACAAGCUGCGAAAUGCACAGGUUAGGAUUAAGAAGAUGGAGCAACAGACAGAAAAAAAUGACAGCAGCUUAUGA